Tachyglossus aculeatus (Australian echidna) is the source of this 759-nucleotide messenger RNA. Its product is annotated as neurturin-like. NCBI's taxonomy places the organism in Eukaryota, Metazoa, Chordata, Mammalia, Monotremata, Tachyglossidae. The record is from RefSeq and is a predicted model, not a curated record. Gene Ontology annotation, molecular function: receptor tyrosine kinase binding; glial cell-derived neurotrophic factor receptor binding; growth factor activity.
GUUUCCCAAUAUCAGCUCUCCAUCCAGCAGCUGUUUGGGUAUCCUGCUGUUGCUCAUUGUCCUCCCAUGUCCCACCCAGCGGAGCUUUGUUGAGAUUCGAUGUCCUGAGCAGCCCGCUCUAAGAUGAAGCUAUGGAAGUUGACAGCUGUCUUCUCCAUGAUCUGCAGCUCCAUGCUGUCCGUCUGGGUGUGUAGAGACACAUUUCGCACUGGCCGACAACUCAGCUCCGCUCGGCCUCCCGCCAACCGGGGAGGCAUCCGCAGAUCCCCCCGGGCCCUGGACCACUGGAGACCCCUGAUCUCUCAGUACCGAGCUCUGUUCGAGAGCUACACCGAGGGCGAGAUCCGUGAACUCGUCGCCACGCUGGUGGAGCGCUACAGCCCGACCAUGAACUCCGGCAGGCACGAGCUGCCCCUCCCGCUGGGCCGGGCCGGGGCGCGGCGGAAGCGGGCCCGGGCCCGUCACAAACCCUGCGGGCUGCGGGAACUGGAGGUGAGCGUGAACGAGCUGGGGCUGGGUUACGUGUCGAAUGAGACGGUCCUCUUCCGCUACUGCAGCGGCACGUGCGAGACGGCCGUGCGCGUCUACGACCUGGGGUUGCGCCGGCUGCGGGAGCAGCGGCGGGUGCGCAAGGAGAAGGUGCGAGCCCAGCCCUGCUGCCGCCCCCUCGCCUACAACGGGGGCGUCUCCUUCCUGGACUCCAAGAACCGCUACCACACGGUCAGCGAGCUCUCGGCCAAGGAGUGCGGCUGCAUGUGA